Molecule: messenger RNA, 2277 nt
Organism: Rhagoletis zephyria (snowberry fruit fly)
Lineage: Eukaryota; Metazoa; Arthropoda; Insecta; Diptera; Tephritidae
Product: protein toll-like
Biological process (GO): signal transduction; innate immune response
Cellular component (GO): plasma membrane
Molecular function (GO): signaling receptor activity; protein binding
Source: RefSeq, a predicted model, not a curated record
AUGCGCCAACCACUAAACGCCGCUACUCUGCAAGAAGCUGUAAUUGUUCUCGCGGAGUUAUUAUUGCUGCUCACAUGCCACUGGCUGCCUUGCCAGGCUGCUGAUAACAACGAACGGGAUUUCACCAGCGACGUUUGCGCCGAGAUUGCUGCGAAUAGCACCUGCAACUGCACUUACAGCAGCAAAUAUGAUUCAGCUUCUAUAGGCUGCAGCAGCGCGGACGGUGGCACGCACAUACAAAUUUCAAUUUACGAGAAGACCGAUGUGGAGAUAUUUUGCACACCAGCAGUGGAUACGUACCCGACUGUAUCCGCAGAGCUGCUGGCGCGCGUACCGCUGCUUGGAGGGAUGCGUAAGUCACUCUUUCUUGGCGUUCACCACUGUGUGCGCUUCACCGAGUUGUUGGCACACAUGCAGUUGACGCACGUCAGCAUUUUGCAUGUACAUGGUCUUGGAAUGUUGCCUUUACUAACCGCACGACAUUUCGGAUAUAACCUUAGCUUUUUGCAGACGAUAAGUGAUUUGGAGUUGCUGGCGCAGCCACAACAGCGCACAUUGGACGCAGCCCAGCAGUUAGACGCUGAUUUGUUUACUGCUUUUACGUCACUUUGGAGUCUGAAACUCGACUUGAACUUCACGCAUUUGCCGCCGGGCAUUUUUCGCCCACUGGGUGCCAAUUUAAUUGACUUGAUGAUAUAUGGCGGACUGCUGGAAUUUCCACGCCCAGCGCUAGCACCACUCGCGUCUCUCAACUCGCUCACCAUGAUGCGUCAUCAGCUGACGGAUCGCUUACGCAAAGAUGAUUUUGAGGGGCUUGGCCUUCUCGAGAUUCUUACGCUACAUAGCUGCAGUAUUUCCAAGCUGCCAGCGCGGAUUUUUGAGCCACUGCCAGCGCUAAAGCGGCUGCGCCUAACCUCAAACCAAGUGCGGGAGCUUCCUACUGCGCUUUUCGUGGCACAAAAACGCCUACAGGUGUUGGACCUGAGUCGCAAUGAGCUCGAAUCGCUGCCACCUGGCUUAUUUCACCCGUCCACAAUGCUAGUGAGCUUGACUUUGUCACACAAUCGUUUGCUGCAGCUCAGCGCGCAUACACUACCUACACUACACGCGCUGGUAGAACUUAAUUUGGAUAACAAUGGCUUGCGCGCAAUCGCCCCCGGCAGUCUGGCGCAAGCGCAGCGGCUGGAGAUACUUAUGCUCUAUAACAAUCAGCUAAAUUGGACAAGCGCAGAGGCGUGUGAUGUGCUCGCGGGUCUGCGCAGCCUCAACACGCUUCAACUGCAGAACAACUCGCUACAUACCUUAUGCGCACAGCUGAGCGCGCCCAACCACACCACCAGCCGCCUGCGUUUGCUUGAUGUACGAUACAAUAGCAUAGCGCGCUUGCCCGCGCAGCUAAUCCGCACGCUGAACGACAGCACGUCGCUGAAAGACUUGUAUCUCUCGCAUAAUCCAUGGACGUGUGACUGCAGCGCCGAUUUGCUGCAUGGCUUCGUAAAGCACAAUCGCUUGCGUUACCGCGACAUGCUUGAAGUGCGUUGCGACGAUCCGCAGAUGCCGCCGCUCGUUGAACUAACCUACCGCGACUUCUGCCUACCCGAUCUAGGCGUGAGCUUGACAUUUGUUUUAGCCUUCACUGUGCUUUCGGCCCUCAUCCUGCUGGCCGUCAGCACCGCGCUUUGCUACUACAAAUACAAGCUGCAGCUGCAAAUCUGGCUUUACGCGCAUCGGCUGUGCUUGUGUUGCAUCAGCGAGACUGAACUGGAUCGUGAUCGUAAAUAUGACGCCUUCAUCUCUUACGCGCAUCAGGAUGAGCACUUUGUCGAGCACGAGUUGCUGCCUGGCCUCGAGCAUGGUACGCCGUCAUUCAAGGUGUGCAUACACGUGCGUGACUGGCUCGCAGGCGCCUUUAUAUCUGAGCAGAUCAUUGAUUCAGUGGAACAAUCGCGCCGCACAAUUAUUGUCUUGUCACAACAUUUCAUACACUCCGACUGGGCGCGCAUGGAAUUCCGCAUGGCGCAUCAGUGCGCCUUGAAUGAGGGACGUACGCGCAUCAUACUGGUGAUCUAUGGCGACUUGGAGAACGCGGAGUUGCUGGAUCAAGAGCUGCGUGCGUAUCUGAAAAUGAAUACGUACUUGAAGUGGGGCGAGCCGUGGUUUUGGGAGAAGCUGCGCUAUGCUAUGCCGCAUUCGCGCGUCCGCUGGGAGGGCGACGAUUGCGGCGGGAGGAUGCGUUCUGAUGAGAUUCCACUGCAUGCGGCUAUGCUGAGGGCAUGA